Messenger RNA from Glarea lozoyensis ATCC 20868, 345 nucleotides. Its product is annotated as TPR repeat protein. The record is from RefSeq and is a predicted model, not a curated record. Gene Ontology annotation, cellular component: kinesin complex; membrane-bounded organelle; cytoplasm. Bases 1 to 345 code for a protein of 114 amino acids. Gene Ontology annotation, biological process: microtubule-based movement. Gene Ontology annotation, molecular function: kinesin binding. The transcript has a single exon. NCBI's taxonomy places the organism in Eukaryota, Fungi, Ascomycota, Leotiomycetes, Helotiales, Helotiaceae.
AUGUGCAGACGCGUACUGGAAGGCAAACAGAGAUUGCUUGGACCAGAUCAUCCUUCAAUCCUCGCCGUGGUCCACGAUUUGGGUACUAUAUGCGAUGACCAGGGAAAAUUGGACGAGGCUGAAGAUUUGUUCUUGCGAGCACUGCAGGACUGGGGACGAAGUUUAGGUACAUGGAAUAUCUCAACUCUCAUGACCGGUCAAAGACUUUGUGGCGUUUAUGUUGCUCAGCGUCGAUUUGUGGAUGCGGAAGAAAUUUGCCAACAAGUAUUGCAUGGAUAUGAAAAUUCGCUCGGCUCAACUGAUCCUUUGACUUUGAACGCUCUCUGCCUACUCUCUGCCUAUUGA